AGGGGCCGGAAUGUCGAAUCCCGUGAAGAAGAGAUUGAUGAGGAAUUUCAAGAGAUUACAAAAACAGGAUCCUCGUGCUGGUAUUUGUGGAGCUCCUUAUGACAAUAAUAUCAGGCUUUGGAAUGUUGACAUUUUAAAGUAUGUCAGAGACUUUCGUAUGUUAGCUUUUAUUGCGAGUAAUUAA
Molecule: messenger RNA, 184 nt
Organism: Ilex paraguariensis (yerba mate)
Lineage: Eukaryota; Viridiplantae; Streptophyta; Magnoliopsida; Aquifoliales; Aquifoliaceae
Source: the annotation of a GenBank genome assembly